AUGAUUGUACAAGAACCAGUUCAGGCCGCAAUAUGGCACUGUCUGAAUCAUUACGACUACCAGGAUGCCAUUUUUCUAGCCGAAAGACUAUGUGCCGAAGUGGAAUCCGAAGAAAGCGUUUUCCUGCUGGCCACAUGCUACUACCGUGCUGGUCAAAAGCACCAAGCCCACUGGCUGCUUUCGACGAAAAGUGUCCGCUCGACGCAGUGUCGGUUUUUGCUCUCCAAAUGUGCUUUUGACUUGAAGAAGUACUCAGAGGCCGAACACUCGUUAACCAACGAUGAUCAUUUGCGGCCACGCCAUCUGGAUGAAAUUGUCAAGGAGUUUGGCGAUAUUGCCUGCUUUGCGCUGCAACUGGUUUCCAAAAUCUGCCACAAGACUGAACGAGGUGGGCUUGCGAACGACGCCAGCCGGAAGGCCGUAAAGCUGAAUCCUUUCCUGUGGCACCCGUUUGCGGACCUGUGCCAUCGUGGCGAAAAGCCGGAUCCGGAUAGUAUAUUUCAGCUAACGAGCACCGAUAUCUUCCAAACGAGCCAGGCCCAACAGUUCAACUCCGUCGUGCUGUUUGGCGGGCCGAACAAUGGUGGCAUUCACUUGCCGGAUGCAGCGGCCGAUGGUUGCAGCUUGAUUGGUGGCUCGGCUGAUCAGCCAACUACGCCAAUCGAUCAGUGUCUCGGGCAGAAUUUCAUCAACACACCCAUCAAUCAGCACCCGCCGCAGCAGGGAGCACCGGUGUUGCAAGGGCACACCGCACCUUCGGCGGCAGCGAUGCGAGUCGGUGGGGGCAACUUGAGUGCCGAUGAGCAGCUCCACACCCCGACCUACCCAUUCUCAGAUCUUGGCACACCAUUCCGGAAGCAGUUGAAAUAUUUGUCCACUAUGAGCCCCUCGUCGCCGAGCUUCGGAGUGUUGCCGAUUGUGAACACUCCGACGGAGCCCGUGGCUUUCCUAUUGACGCCGUCACCGCAGCUGGUGGCAAGUUGUACGCCCACCGGACAGCAACAGGUCGCCCUGCUGGCGGACCACGGUGGUCUGGUGGAUCCGCAGUCGGUGGCAAUCCAAAGCAAUCCAAAAAUGGCACUCUCGAGUAGCAACAAAAAGCUGCGCGGCGGCCACCACACCAGCAAUCUCGGUUCGAUGGGCAACAUCCUGAACCGAAAGCACGAGGCGUCACCGCACCACCAUCACCACCACCAUCACCAGCAGCAACCGGCGGCGAUUCAGCUGCUGCAGCAGCAAAGUACAAACACGAAGCCGAUCGUUUUCAGUCAAACCGGCAACCAGAUGACGACGACUCCGCGGACACCGAACACUACCACGGCCGGCGCGCUGCUGCAGGGACAGAACGUGCGCCGCAGUUCGCGGCUCUUCAGCAACAGCAACUACUCGGUAAAGGAGAACGCAAAGAGUCCUCAGUUGAACAACAAGUUCGUAGCGCCCCGGUCACCGCCCCGCCGAACCAAGCAGCGCAUUUCAAAGACAAUCAACAACGCAGCGACGACGCUGCUGGAAAACAUCCCCGAGAAAAAGACAGCCGGCAGUGGCCACGAGGCGUCGAGGGAGAAGAUCGAAACCAUUACCUCAACCGUGGGCGAAGGCGUGCCGUCGCUGAACGAGAAGGUGCUGCUGAACAACAGUAUCAACAGUGCGCAACGGUUGGCCCAGCAGGUGUUGCAGUUGAAGAAGCAAAGUGCCGACGGUCUGAUGGCGUUGCUAAGGGAGCUGGGCCAUGGCUAUCGGCGGUUGCUAAGCUACGAGUGUGAGAAAGCGGUCGAGACGUUCUCGAACGUCGCGCUGCACCACUACGAGAGCAGCUGGGUGAAGAGCAUGAUCGCGCUGGCCCACCACGAGCUGCGGGAUUACGAGACGGCGGUGCAAUUUUUCCACGACGUGCACGAACGGGAACCGCACCGGUUACAGUACAUGGAGAUUUACAGUACCGACCUGUGGCACCUACAGAAGGACGUCGUAUUGUCCGCCUUGGCGCGGGAUCUGAUGGCGCAAGACAAAACAUCGCCCAUUACGUGGUGUGUGGCCGGCAAUUGCUUUUCCGCGCACAAGGAACACGAAACGGCCAUCAAGUUCCUGUUCCGGGCGAUCCAGGUGGACGAGGAGUUUGCGUACAGCUACGCGCUACUCGGGCACGACCUCGUGAUGACCGAGGAGCUCGAGAAGGCGCUCUCGAUGUACCGGCUGGCUGUCCUGCACGAUCCGCGAAACUACAACGCUUGGUUCGGUAUCGGCAAUGUAUACUGCAAACAGGAGCGCCACGAACUGGCCGAGUUGCACUAUCGCAAAGCCUUACAGAUCAAUCCGCGGAACUCCGUCAUCAUGGUGCACAUCGCCGUGAUGCAGUUCUACCUGCGCAAAGCGCACCAGGCAAUCCACACGCUGAACGCGGCCAUUGCGCUCGAUCCGAAGAAUCCACAGUGUAAAUAUCACCGCGGGUCGAUGUUUUUCACGCUCGGCCGCUACCAGGAAGCGCUGAAGGAGCUGGAGGAGCUCAAGCAGAUAGUGCCGAAGGAGGCCAUGGUGUACUAUCUGAUGGGCAAGAUCUACAAAAAGCUGGGCAACGUGGACCUGGCCCUGAUGCAUCUCAGCUGGGCCACGGAUCUGGGCUCGAAGGGUGCCAACAAUCAGAUUAAGGACAACUUUGAUUCCAUCAUUCGCACCCAGGACGGUGACGGCAGCGUAGUGGAGGGCGGUGCGGAUGCUGCCGAUACCAGUAGCGGAGCGGAGGACAUCAUAGGAGGCAGUGGUGGUGGUGGUGGUGCCGGCGGCGGUGGCAGUGGCGGAGGCGGAAGCGGCAGCGGAGUCGAUGGUAGCACAACCGACGGUGCUGGCGGCACCGGUGCCGAUGAGCUAAUCGAUGAAGCGGCCAUCGCCGAAGCUCACGACGCUGAGGCGGGCAGCAGUAGCAUCGAUCCGGACUAUUCGCUCGGCGUGGAGCAAGUGUCUAGCGAUGACUCGGGCACCGUCGCUGGAAUGCGCAUCGAGUCGCUCGAUGUAAUAGCAAACAAUUUCUACGACAGUGACAGCUACUGAACCGUCGCAGCUACUGAAAGCUGUCUUUCCAACAAGUCACGGACCCGAAAAAACUGCCACCUGCAAAACAGCAAACAAACGUUAAACCGUGUAAAACGGAAACCGGCGCGUGUGUGAUCAUAUGUAGAAAAUCUAAAAAUUGGUAUUCUAAUUAUGUUUUAUGAGCGAGCGCGAGUCAGUGUCGAAGAGUUGAAAGUUACUCAAUUUCCUCAUCCAUUAUGCUAAGGCCACCGCGGUCUCGUUCUUUCUACCUUCCUACCAAACCUUCUCUCAUCUCAUAGUGGUCUGCUUACGAAUAAUAUUGAUAGUUCCCGAGCGGUGGAUUCCAAAUUUGUUCAUUUAAUUUUUUUUUCAUUUGUUGUCCAAUUUGUAAGCCUUAAGUGUAGUAGUUCGUUUCCAAUUCAUUUCCACCG
Messenger RNA from Anopheles cruzii, 3458 nucleotides. It is a transcript of the gene Cdc27, whose product is annotated as cell division cycle protein 27 homolog. The transcript is spliced from 5 exons. The record is from RefSeq and is a predicted model, not a curated record. NCBI's taxonomy places the organism in Eukaryota, Metazoa, Arthropoda, Insecta, Diptera, Culicidae. Gene Ontology annotation, molecular function: protein binding. Bases 1 to 3045 code for a protein of 1014 amino acids. Gene Ontology annotation, biological process: cell division.